Molecule: messenger RNA, 604 nt
Organism: Salpingoeca rosetta
Lineage: Eukaryota; Choanoflagellata; Craspedida; Salpingoecidae
Exons: 5
Coding region: 72-326 (84 amino acids)
Biological process (GO): mitochondrial electron transport, ubiquinol to cytochrome c
Source: RefSeq, a predicted model, not a curated record
UCGUUUGACCACAGAUUCGUGUGUUGCGCCAUCUCGCUCUUUGUUUCAACAGCAACAACAACACAACAACAAUGGGUGCCCACGGUUUCGGUAGCCUCGUGCGCAACGCACACGGUCUCGUGACCUUCCAGCUCACUCCAUUCCGUCAGAAGGCCGUCAGCGGCUUCCUCACUCGCGGUGUUGCGAACGGUGCAAAGGAGGCAGCAGAUGCCCUGCCUACCAUGCUCCCUGGUCUCCUGGCCGGUGCUCUCAUCUUCAAGUGGGGCAAGGACCAGUUUGCCGCCAACCAGCGCAAGAACCCUGAGGACUUUGCCAACGACAGCUAAAGCCGAUGCACGCUCGUUUUGCGUGUCUGUUGUGUUCUUGCUUACGUUCGUACCUGUCCACUCAACUGUCUCGCUUGUUCUCGUGUGAGUGUGUGUGUGUGUGUGAUAAUUGUGUGGUUAACGUCGCAUUGUAAUGUGAUGUUUUCUCUCUGUGGUUGUGUCUGUUGUGUGCGUCUGGGAGCACGUGCUCUCGCUCGUUUGUGUAUGUCUCGUGCUGAAAACCACAUGGUGUGCUUGUUGCCACUGUGCUCACGCCCAUAAACAUCUUCGACUGGGGA